ACCGUGCCUCAAAAUAAAAAUCCAAAAAGACCCAAAAAUUUGAGCCCGAACCCGAGAGCCUGUUUAUUUGCUCCAAAAUAUAAGCGACGGCGACAAUAGAGUCCUCCGAAACGGAAAAAGCACAGGAGCUUAUUCCAAAAAAACCAUUUUCAGCAAAACCCUUUUACUAGACCAGCUUGUAAAACUAAAAAUGGAGGGAGUCGUGCCAGAAUCAGUAAUGGAAGCUGUGAACAGAACACUCAAGAACGUGGAAGAUGUGAGGACUCACUUCCCCGACUUCUUGAAUCAGUGCACUCCCACUUCUCUUGCUCAAUUAGACCCUCUUGAACGUGCUCAAUCUCUGCUCUUGCUUGCCAAGGCCACCACUGUUCUCUUUGCUUUGAGGCUGAGGUGCAAAGGUGUCCACCCAGAUGACCAUCCUGUUAAAACUGAGCUGGAGAGAUUGAGCUUGUACCAGGAAAAGCUGGAGAGAUUUAUAAAUUUGAGUAAAGCUCCGCUGCGACCUUCGGCUACUAUAAAUGCGCAGGCAGCAACACGCUUUAUAGAGCAUUCUUUGCCUGAUCUUACACCAGAGCAGAGGCAAGGAAUGAGGGAAAUUAGUAGAGGGGAGGGUUCAAAGCUUAAGUAUUUGGAGACAAAUUUUAACAAAAAGAGAAAGUGUGCAUCUGGUGAGAGAAAGUCUGUUCAAGCUGCUGCUCAGGAGUUUCUUGAUAAAGCAGCCCGUGAGCUCCUUGGUGAAAAUAAUGGCGGUUUCAAGGGGCCUCUGCAACCUAUGCAGUCUCAGGAUUCAGAAGAAAAGUAGUCUGGAUCAUGCGGGAAGCAUCAUACUGGACUCUGUGGUCAAUACAAUUUGAGGCCGUGAUUUACUUUCAAGUACAUGCAUGUACCUAUCUGUAUGGCCAAUGUUGAAACUUCCUUUAGUAGUCAUCCUCAUCCUGCUUGCUCUUAUGUUCAAUAGUUGGUCCAGCAUUAGUAAUGUUUGUUGUUUUUGCCGUCUGAUUAAUGUUCACAAUAAUCAGAGCUGUGUAAUGCUUUCUAUUGAUGUUGGGCUGUUGGUUUAACUUGGUUUGUGCAUCUGUGAGCAAGGUUUGGGUUUUAGUGGAUACAAGGGAAAUUACCGAUCUUCCUCACUUUGGGUUCAACUUAGUUUAACUCGUUCAACAGCUAAAAGAUUGGACAUAUGUUUGGUAUUUUUGAAAGGUGCUUGUUUACAUA
This is a messenger RNA of Daucus carota subsp. sativus, 1215 nucleotides long. RefSeq lists its product as uncharacterized. Gene Ontology annotation, cellular component: exosome (RNase complex); nucleolus. The coding region runs from base 191 to 802 and encodes 203 amino acids. Gene Ontology annotation, molecular function: RNA binding; DNA binding. Gene Ontology annotation, biological process: regulation of gene expression; maturation of 5.8S rRNA. The transcript has 6 exons. The record is from RefSeq and is a predicted model, not a curated record. NCBI's taxonomy places the organism in Eukaryota, Viridiplantae, Streptophyta, Magnoliopsida, Apiales, Apiaceae.